AUGAACGCGUUCUCGAGAUUGAUUCCCGUCGUCGGCUCUGCCUACGGGCUCCAGGCAGCCCUCGCCGCCAUCUUCGUUCCCCAAGCGAACGAGAAGUACUAUGAUCUAGGAGGCUCUCUAGGCUUUCUCUCCACUGCAUUCGUCUCGCUUUACUAUCCUCAGCUCAAAUCUUCAGUCCUCGAACGACGCCUUGUCCCACUCCCUGCACUGUCCAGCUUCGCACCUAGGCAAUUGCUCUUGACCGCAGCUUUAGGAAUAUGGAGUGCUCGGCUCGGCAGUUUUCUCGUCCAAAGAGCCAUCAAGGCCGGUGGUGACUCUCGCUUUGACGAAGUCAAACAUCAACCCGCCAAAUUCACUGCCUUCUGGUUCGCCCAAGCCACCUGGGUAUUUCUUGUCGGACUUCCCGUUUACAUGGUCAACACCCUUCCAGUGCACCUCCACCCUGCACUGUCUUAUGCCGACUAUGCCGCCGUCGGCAUUUACGGCGCCUCCCUCCUCUUCGAGAUCAUCGCCGACCGUCAAAAGGCGAACUGGAGGAAUGCGCAAAAGAACAAACAGCACGAGGAGAAGUUUAUCACCAGCGGGCUCUGGAGCCUAAGCAGACACCCAAACUAUGUCGGCGAAGUGGGCAUCUGGACCGGCAUCUGGGCAUUGUCCAUUGCAUCGCUGAGAACGCCAUACUUUCCCAAGCUCACCUGGGCGGUAGCCGCCGUCAGCCCCUUGGUCACCUACAUGCUCUUGCGAAACGUCUCCGGUGUCCCUCCGUUGGAGAAAUCCGGUGACAAGAAGUACGGCAACGAUCCCAAGUGGCAAGAAUACAAGAGAACGGUGCCCGUGUUCUGGCCGUGGGGCGGUGUGGAUUAA
This is a messenger RNA of Stereum hirsutum FP-91666 SS1, 864 nucleotides long. RefSeq names its product DUF1295-domain-containing protein. Gene Ontology annotation, molecular function: oxidoreductase activity, acting on the CH-CH group of donors. The record is from RefSeq and is a predicted model, not a curated record. Gene Ontology annotation, biological process: lipid metabolic process. The transcript has 9 exons. Gene Ontology annotation, cellular component: membrane. Lineage: Eukaryota; Fungi; Basidiomycota; Agaricomycetes; Russulales; Stereaceae. Bases 1 to 864 code for a protein of 287 amino acids.